Funneliformis geosporum is the source of this 375-nucleotide messenger RNA. The record is from the annotation of a GenBank genome assembly. Lineage: Eukaryota; Fungi; Glomeromycota; Glomeromycetes; Glomerales; Glomeraceae.
AUGCGAGAAUUUGAGUCGAAUAGGAAUGGUCGCGAAGAUGCCAAUUUACAUAAGUGUAUCGUUUAUGCGCAGGAUGCUCCCGAUAAAUAUACCGAUGGUGUAGCUUCUCUAAGUAAAAAGUUGAGCGGUGUCAAUGAUAAAUUACAAGCUGCGAAUCCAGCUUUUGAAACAUUGCUAACCGAAUUAACAGAAUUAAGACAAAAUAGUCAAAACAAGUCAGAUCCAUAUCACGCAGAACGAAAAGAAUUUCUAAAAGAUAUAAAAAAAGCGAAGAAGGACUAUGAUAAAGAAAUGGAAAUGAGGGAACAAGAGCUCGUAACAGAAUAUAGAUUAAAAUUAGAAGAAACUUUAAGAGGUGUUGCCACUCCACAUUAA